This is a messenger RNA of Colletotrichum godetiae, 404 nucleotides long. RefSeq lists its product as uncharacterized. Bases 46 to 216 code for a protein of 56 amino acids. NCBI's taxonomy places the organism in Eukaryota, Fungi, Ascomycota, Sordariomycetes, Glomerellales, Glomerellaceae. The record is from RefSeq and is a predicted model, not a curated record. The transcript has a single exon.
AUGGAAAGUGGGUUCGGCUGCGAAUAAAAAGCAUGCUUCUUGUACAUGUUUUUGGGAAUGAACGACACGGACGUGUGGAAGAGUAGAGCAAUACUACUUGCUGUUGACAUGCCAUAUUGGAUCUUUGCCUCUUGUGACUUGCGUAAAUGUGGCCGGUGCUGGGCAUGUGUGUGUAUUUGUGAAUUUAGCAUCCAUACCGAGUGUCUGUUGGUCUGAGUCUUGAUGUACCAUGUGAUUUAAUUCUAGAUGAGUACGAUCAACGGGGCAUCACAGCUCCUGUCCCAGCUGUGAUGAGAUCACACUGACCGACAUGAGGAUCCGAAUCACGUUGACAUGAGGUUGAUAUCACGAGGAAGAACUUUUUAAAAGACACAACACGAGUUUCAAUCUAUAGCUGCGAGCUA